Molecule: messenger RNA, 1980 nt
Organism: Acanthamoeba castellanii str. Neff
Lineage: Eukaryota; Discosea; Longamoebia; Acanthamoebidae
Product: glutaminefructose-6-phosphate transaminase (isomerizing), putative
Exons: 10
Coding region: 1-1980 (659 amino acids)
Biological process (GO): UDP-N-acetylglucosamine metabolic process; protein N-linked glycosylation; fructose 6-phosphate metabolic process
Molecular function (GO): carbohydrate derivative binding; L-glutamine:D-fructose-6-phosphate transaminase (isomerizing) activity
Source: RefSeq, a predicted model, not a curated record
AUGUCAAAGUCCAGCGCAGCCGUAGCGAGGAGGCUUGGCGUCCUCGAGAGGCAUCUGAAGGACAGCCCGUCUACUUUCAACGCUCUGCUCAACAACGAUGUCUGCGGCAUCAUCGCCUUCGUCGGCAGUGAACCCGCAGCGCCUGUCCUCAUCGAAGGCCUCAAGGUGCUCGAAUCGCGCGGCUACGAUUCGGCUGGUAUCGCCACGAUUAAUCCUGCUACACACGAAUUGGCGAUGUCCAAGUACGCCAGCGUGGGCAAGACCAACAACGCCAUCACCCUCCUUGAGCAGCACCUGGGCAAGCACGACGCCCACGUCGCCGGUAUCGCGCACACCCGCUGGGCCACUCAUGGCGCCCGCACGGACGAGAACGCCCACCCGCAUCUGGACCAGUCUGGCCGCAUCGCGGUGGUGCACAACGGCGUCAUUGAGAACUCGAACGAGCUCAAGAAGGAGCUCCAGACGCAGCACGGCAUCCACUUCCGGUCGGAGACCGACACUGAAGUCAUCGCCCAGCUGCUCGGCGUGUACGUCAACCAGGGCAUGUCCCUUCUGGAGGCCGUGAAGAAGACGCAGGAUCGCCUCGAGGGCACCUGGGGUCUGGCCAUCCUGGACAAGGAGCAUCCCGACCAGAUAUUGGCCGUGAAGAACGGCUCUCCGCUGCUCGUGGGCAUCGGCGAGGGCAAGAUGUUCAUCGCGUCGGAGUCUGCCGCCUUCUCGCGCUACACCAAGGAGUUCAUCGACCUCGAGGACAAGGAGGUCGCCGUCCUCACCGCCAAGGGCCACUCGCUCGACCGCUCGAGGAUCGAGCACGCGCCGCAGGAGCACAUCCAGAUCUCGCCCGCUCCCUGGCCCCACUGGACCAUUAAGGAGAUCAUGGAGCAGCCUGCCGCGAUCAGCAGAGCGCUGAACUACGGCGGUCGUAUUUUGGACGAAUCCAGCACCAUGCUCGGUGGUUUGGACGCCAACAGGGCCGUUCUCAGUGGCGUGCAGCAUCUGGUGAUCGCGGCCUGCGGUACCUCCUUUUACGCGGGAAUUGCCGGCGCCCAGUACAUGAGGCACCUCAACGCCUUCAAGACCGUCCAGGUGCUGGAUGCGGCCGAGCUCACGGAGGAAGACAUGCCCAAGGAAAACGGCGGUCUGCUGGUCAUCUCGCAGAGCGGUGAGACCAAGGACGUCUACACGGCCAUGGCCCUCGCCCAGCAGAGGGACAUCCCCUGCUUCUCCGUCGUCAACGCGGUGGGCUCGCAAAUCGCGCGUCACUCGGCCUGUGGCGUUUACCUCAACGCCGGCAGGGAGCACGCCGUGGCGUCCACCAAGGCCUUCACGUGCCAGGUCACCGUCCUCGCCCUCGUGGCGAUCUGGUUCUCGCAGGUCAACGCUCCUCAGGACAAGCAGAAGAGGAGAGUGAUGAUCGAAGCGCUUCACCGCCUGCCCACCAACGUGGGAAUGACCCUGCAGAGCAUGCGCGAGACGAUCAAGAAGAUCGCGCACAAGCUCUUCACCAUGGGACCCGGCGGCAAGAUCGUCGAGCACAUGUUCAUCCUCGGCAAGGGCGCCGCCCACCCCGUUGCCCUCGAGGGUUCGCUCAAGAUCAAAGAGAUCAGCUACAUCCACGCCGAAGGCUACCCCGGCGGCGCCCUCAAGCACGGACCCUACGCCCUCAUUGAGAAGGGCACGCCCAUCGUAUUGAUCGUGCUGAACGACAAGCACGCCGCCAAGAUGAAGACGGUGGCGGAGGAGGUGCGCGCCAGAGGCGCGUACACCAUCGUCAUCACCAACAACGCCCAGAUGUUCGAGCACGAGCUCGAAGCGAGCAAGGGAGCCGACUUUGACCUGAUCAAGAUUCCCAGCAACGGCCCCAUGACCAACCUCCUCUCGGUCCUGCCCUUCCAGCUGCUGGCCUACGAGCUCUCGGUGAUGAGGAAGGAGAACCCGGACAGGCCCAGGAACUUGGCCAAGGCCGUCACCGUCGACUAA